Molecule: messenger RNA, 6533 nt
Organism: Cydia strobilella
Lineage: Eukaryota; Metazoa; Arthropoda; Insecta; Lepidoptera; Tortricidae
Gene: pygo
Product: protein pygopus
Exons: 3
Coding region: 421-1884 (487 amino acids)
Source: RefSeq, a predicted model, not a curated record
UAGCGGCAAUUUUCUGAUAAAAAUACUUCGUGAAUGUGGCGUGUGUUGUUUGGAUUAUUGAGAGCCGUAAAUAUAAAAGCAAUCAAUGGUUAAUUAAUAUUUGUUAAAAGUAUACUACCCAUGUCUUUAGACAACACUCUUGCAAAGGACAAUCAGUGAAAACCAAUAACUUCAUGGGAGACGUGGUCUAAAUUUGGUAUUUUGUCAUAUGUUGCACGCCUGCCUUGGGGUCUCUGAAGAGGACAAAAAAAAUAAUCAGUAAUUCCGAUGCUAAAUUGAUAAUGCCAAAUAGACACAAUCAGUCUCCUGGCACGUUACAGCGCUUAUUAGUGACAAUGCGAAGUCUUUAUGUGUGAACGUGUAUUUCGCGUGAGCUAAAUUCAUGAUGGUUAUUAGAGUGGACACUGAAUAAGAGUCAGGAUGAGUCACAACUUGGCUGGGAUGCCCGGCGCCUACAGGCUGCCCGGGCCGGGCCUGGGCCCGCCGGAUUUCAAGCCGCCCAUGGAAACACCAACGCCUUCUGCGCCAGCACCCAGUAAUCCAAAGAAGAGGAGAAAAACAUCAAAUGCUAACAAUGCCCAUGCACCACAACCCCCACCCACCGCUCAGGACCUGCUGCCUCCUCCGUUAACAGGAUAUGGAGACACCAUAGUUGCAUCCAAUCCUUUUGAUGACUCUCCAUCUACAAUUUCACACAAUGGCCCUAUGAUGAGCCAGAAUGGCCCAAUGAUGAGUCAGAAUGGCCCAAUGGGAAUGAUGGGACCAAUGCACAGUAUGGGUGGACCCCCAAUGAGGCACAUGAGCCCUUUACCCCACAGUAUGAGCCCAAUGAAUCAGCAAAUGCCACCCAGGGGAAUCAGUCCCAUGGGUAACAUGAGUCCAAUGGGCCAUAUGGGUGGAAUGUCACCAAUGGGAGGCCCAAAUAUGGGAAUGAGUAAUCACAGUAUGGGCCCAGGCAUGGGUCCAGCAUCAAGGUCAAUGGGCAGUCCUAUGAGCCCUAUGAAUUCUAUGCCAAUGGGAUCACCAAUGUCUUCUGGGCCAAUGGGAAGCCCUAUGAAUAUGGGAUCAAUGGCAGGCAGCCAUAUGAGCAACAGUCCGAUGGGGCCACCCAUGCACAGUCCUCUAGGAGCAGGUUCCAUGAACGGGCCCAUGAAUGGCCCUAUGGGUGGAGGAGGCCCAGGUAUGAAUGUGCCUCGAAUGAAUGGCCCUAUGGGUCCCAGUUGUUCUAACGGGUCUAUGGGCCCAAGCAGUUCUAUAAUGUCUUCAAACCCAAUGCAAAGUGGUGGAAUGGGACCAGGUCACUGUGGUCCGAUAAGACAUGGAAGUCCAAUGGGCUCUAGCAUGGGAGGAGGUCCUAUGGGAGGAAAUGGUCCAAUGUCAUCAAUGGGCCCGGGUCCACCAUACUCAAGCAGCCACAUGGGGCACGGAGGCCCCAUGGGAAUGGGAGGCAGUGGUAAUAUGGGGAUGGGUCCGGGCCCUGGUAACAUGGGUAAUUGUGGGCCUCUGGCAGGCAUGAGCGGCAUGGCAAUGGGCGGGCCCGGUGGGCAAGGAGUCGGCCCGAUGGGACAAGGAAUGGGGAUGUUUGGGCCAAAGCCAAUGCCGGUUAGUGCUGGGAAAGUUUAUCCCCCGGAUCAACCAAUGGUGUUCAACCCACAGAACCCAAACGCUCCUCCCAUCUACCCUUGCGGAGUAUGUCACAAAGAAGUACAUGAUAAUGACCAAGCAAUUCUCUGUGAAUCUGGAUGCAACUUCUGGUUCCACAGGGGCUGCACAGGCCUAACGGAGCCGGCCUUCCAGCUACUCACAGCAGAAGUGUAUGCGGAGUGGGUGUGUGACAAGUGCCUGCACUCCAAGAACAUCCCGCUGGUCAAGUUCAAGCCCUAGCGAGAGGCGCGCGCCGCAUCACAAGUAUUUAUUCCACUAAAUGGACUCUGUGAUUCACUCUCUUAAUUUAUUCACGCCUGGAAGUCACGGCUACAUGAAAGCGAUCGAUACUUAAGAUUCACCAUUUGGCACUUGGAGCUCUUUCCCACUGGCGUCCAGUUUUUUGCGGGUACGGUAUUUCUGCAGGAUCCCGUUUUCUGUAGUAUGCGUGCAGUAUCCCGCAAAUAGAAUGUUCGUGUGAACGUUACUAUAUUAGCACUUAUACUACUAAAACGGGAUCCUGCAGAAAACCGUAACCGCAAAAAAUUGGACGUCAGUGGGAGUUCUUAUGUUGGAGCCUUGGUUGAGACAGACCUGCAAAAAAAUGUUGCCCUAAUAAAGUUUUCUGAGCCUAUGUUGAGUUUUGUCCGAAUAAUCUAAAUGUAACAACUCAAUAUAACUGUUGAUUGUCACCAAAAAACCAGGCUAAUUCUCAUAGAACCUCAUGGAGCGAUUAUCAAUCUGAUUGGUGGAUUAUUGUUUCUAGGAGUCGCUUUCAUGUCGCACAAGUAAAAUGUCUGCCUCUGUGUUGACUGUAGUCUGUGUAAGAUCGAUCUCGAGUAUAGUAAGUAGUAAAUCUACCUAUUGUACACCCAUUGUUAGCAAAUGGUGCUACAGGUGUCAAACGAUAGGGGAUUUACCUUAAUUGAAUGAAAGGUGCGUGCAUUCGGUGCAUUUUAUCGGAAUGGAAGGUUACUUCUUGUGCUUAUAGUAAUUGAGUGUGAAUGACGAACAUGCAGAAGAUCCUACUAUGUCUAGUCUGAUUAAUGUCGUUAAGACUAGCUUUAAUCUAAUGCUAAGAUGUGAAGACGAAUGGAAGGCCGCUGGAGUGAUCGCAUUAGGCAUAUCCAAUAAAGCAAUUAAAUGUUUUUCGGAAUCGCAGUUUUGGCAGCACAAUUUAGGAGGAAUUAUUUAAUUUGUUUCUAUGCCGUGUUUGUGUUGCUUGAGUCUAUGUGUAUAUUGUAAAUAUCUUUUAUUAAUAAUGAAUUAAUGUAAUUAUAUUCCCGCCUUCAAUAUUUUGUGAGCUAUAGGUGUACAAGCGUAUGUUGAAUAUGGUACACGAUAACUAUAGUCACGGCGGCGCGAGUUGGCCUCCACUUGCAAUUAAAUAGUCGCACGACUGCCGGCGACACUCGCGAUUGUCGCAAGCGCCCAUUGUACAUUUCGCUAUUAUAGUCAAUAAGCAAUAAUGAUUAAAUAAAGCCGUUGUACUUACUAUGUCGAGCCUAUGAUUUGCAUGUAACUUAAGCGCAUUACGUACGUGUAAAUACGACAUACGACGAAUCCAUACUUACGCUUUGAUAAGGAUAAGAGUGUUAAAAUGUGUUUGUCAAUUUUUAACUUUUUGGAGAUUUUUUUAAAGCAUUAUUAGCAUUAUUGUGUUUUUUAUCGAUUGUAUAUAUAUAUUGUAUUUAACGGACUGAGAUUAAGAAAUAUUUAGGCCCCACGGUUGUGACCGCCGGAGCGCCGGCGCCGACUCCGCGCACAUACACUUUAUUUAUUACACAAUCCAAACCCAAUAUAUUUUUGUGUUGUUCCCAGCAUAAGGUAACUUGUUGGUUGAUAAUAAGACGCUAAAUAAAUAAAUAAAUAUGGCAUUAGAAAUGGUCGUAUUAACAAUUAAUGAAGUACCUUUAGACUGAAAACACAAUUCAUUAUAACUCUAUAUGUGUAAGUAGUUUUGUCUUCUAGUGGAUUACCCAAUGACCAUUGUAAGUCUUGCUUGGACGGGGCUGUGCCGUCUUGUUUAGUGCCUGGUAGCCGUAAGUAAAUUCAGAGCAAAUGUAUCUACUUGUGACGUUCCUUAAAGAAAGCACUUUGUCGGGUUUUAUAAGGACGAUAUCUAAUUGCAUAUUUAAGCUGGUACCGCCGUAUUCUGCACCGCCAAAGUGUUACCUUUGAUCUAUGAACGAGUGAUGAACGAGACAUUUAAAGAAAGUUUUUUUGUUACGCAUAAUAAUAUUAUUUAUUGUCUAACUUGUGUAAGAAAUGUGAUUUCGCGUAAAUAAAUACGGAAAUUGUUUAACGGGUCAUAUAUAUUUUCUCAUCUCUAAACUUAAGUACAGGAUUAUAACUGUCAUUAAUGUUAUUUAUUUCGAUUAUGGUACUUAUGCGGUCUAUCAAUCCUGGUAAGAAAGGUUUACCACUUUUUGCUACGAUUGAUUCACUUGAGCUGCUAUCUUAAACUGUUGAAGAUCUAAAUCAUGACUACUAUGGAUAUAUUAAUUAGAAUAUUUUUACAAAUGUAUUUGAUAUGUAUUUACAUGUUUUUAUGGACCUAUCAAAUCGUCAAAUUUUAUUUUGUCUUAAUACAUAUGCCAAGGGUUUUAUUUUUAACGCCCUGUGAGUGCUUUACAUGUUUUAUGCUGAAUGUUAUCAAUGUUGUCAACGACACAGGUGGAGGAUGUCCCUCCAUCGCUCUAUUAUAUAUGAGCGACAGAGAGGCAAGUAGACCCUCUAAACUAUGUUCCAAAACUAAAACAUUACAUCACUUGGUAAAAAGUAUUGAAUGUCCCUGAGCUGACAAAUAUAUAUCUGAAAAUUCUCAAAGUGCCCUAAUAAACACAUAUUCGUACAUGUGCACAUACCUACUUGUAAGAUACUGGUUUUUGUUGUUCUAUAGCUUUAAACCAUAGACCUAGCAGUACAUAGAUCAGCUAUACUUUAAACAGUGGCGGAUUUGUCACGUGGCAAAAGUAGCAAAUGCCACGGGCCCCGCACACCUACGCAUUGUGGCCGUAAAAAACCUAAGUUUCACUUCAUAUGACAAAAUUAAAACAAUUCAUGGGUCCCAUGAUAGAAUUUGCUACUGGCCCCGCGCUGAUUUAAUCCGGCACUAGCUUUAAAUGAUCAAACAUGUGUUUGGUCCGAUAUUUCUUGACAAUAUGGUUUAUUCAAAUUAUAAAUAUAUUAAGAUAUUUUUUUAUUUGAGUGUACAGAUUAUAGGUAUCUAUAAGGUUUAAAGUCAAAGCACAAUUGUGUGUAGUCAUUGGGAAAUCAAUGAUAAUAAAGCUACCGAAACACAGGUACUGUUCGUUUACAUCAUGUACUUAUACUCCAAAAACAUUUUAUACGUGUCAAGGUUUCCAUGUAAAUAAUAACUAUUAUAUUCAAUUGUUUUUUGUACACUGUUUUACGGAAAUAAAAUCAUAAGUAAUCAGCACAUCGUCGUUUAGGUUACGCAGUUGUUCCAAUAAUAAGUAUACAAGACAAUGCAAUACUGUUAAAAAUGGCGUAGGUACUAAAAGAUUCUUGACAUCAUGACUACCUCAGAUAUUUAAAAAUGUGAAUGGUUGUGAGGCGACGCGACUGAGGUACUUUAAAAUAUUGGAAAUUUAAAGUCCAUUUCUAAGCAAUGAGGGCUACCCUGAGGGGCUACCGUUUUUGUGCUCACCAGUUGGCGCCACUGUAGACGUAGGUCCAGAAAAACAGAUCUCAAAAUGCUUAUUUUUAUAACAUCAAUUACGUUCUAAUACUAACAACGUAACGUUAAUAAGUAUUUUAACGUCUAAAUGUGCCAUUUUUUCAACCUGUUUAAUUAUGCAUAGGUACAUUUUAGUUGGCACUUUUUUUAAACCACUAUCAUUUAUUGAGCUAUAUCUAUUGUUUACCAUGAUUAAUCAAAGAUGGACAAAGAUUUACCACAACUAUGAAUAAGGAGUGAAAAUUCCCAAAAAUAAAAAAGCUUGAAACUCCCAAAACUUCUAUGUAUUCGACAUUUUGAAAGACCUCCAUCUACACUAGCGCCCCUAGCGGCGAAAUUAAACGCCUUAGCCCUCAUUAUAGUCAGCAUUAAAUAGAUAGUGACGGCGAAAGUGGUCAAAUAUAUCGGUACACACCCUUAUUUCUAUGGUAACAAGGGGAUAUUACGAUAUAUUUGGCCACUUAGGCCGUCACUAUCUAUUUGAUGCUGGCUGUUCCUAAUUUUAUACUGUGCUGUAGUUAGUAGCACAAUGCCCUGACAUACAACCGAUGUUCUGUUUACAGAGGAGAUUCAACCUGUAUUUAUGUAUUAACGAUAGAAUUAAUUGAUAAUAUCGAAACAACAUAGUUAGUUAAUCUGAAAACAAUAAGAAUUAAGUAUUAUGAAACGAUCUGUAAAUAUAUUGCGUUUCAAUAAUAUUUUUUUCUGAAUAAGAAAUGUACAGUUACUUAUAACUAGCGGUAGCAUAAGAUUUCGGCCAUGAUUAAAUGAUUAUUGUGCUAAUUAUUUAUCGCCGUGAACAUCACAACCAUAUACAUGUGAAUAAUAAAGACUAGUAAUAUUCACAUGGUUUAUUUGCCGUUGUUAAAGGCGUUACAACACCAAUUUGGCACUUUGACUCUGUUUAUAUUAUAACGGCAUCUUUUGAGAUUGCUGAAAGACUCUGCGUAUAUAUUACUUGUCUUUACUAUUUAAUUGUUUUGAUCAUAACAGACCCGCGGAGACUGCCACCACUUUUGUAUAUUAUUAUUUUCAUGUAAAAUACGUGUUACAUUACUUGCAAAAGCUGUUAAAAUAAUAUUUUGAAAAGUCUAAUAGAACGACAUCAAUGGUCAACUUGUGCAUAGUUUAUUUUGUAUUAUGUGAAUAAUAAUAACAAGCAAUAAUAAAAUUGUUAUUGAGAAAA